CUGCUAGCCAUUGAAGUCGAAUAUAGAGGGUGGCAGGCCAUGCUUUGGUCCCUGAAGCAAACCCCGCCAAGUGUAGCAUGGCCUAUGACAGCGAUGCGUCCGAUCUUCAAAACACCACGCGCUCGUUCCGCUGGAGGGAUGUGCCUGGAUCCUGGCCUCGCCGCUUGUUGCACGUACCGACCAUGACCUCUUUGGAGCGUCAAGAAGACAACGUCUACGGGGAUGCUAAAGAGCCUCGGUAUGGGAUUCUUACAUACACUUGGGGCCGGUACCCAGGAACGAAUGAAACUCGUAUCGGCAUUUCCGGGACGACAUGGAGCAUUCCGGUGGUGUCUGCCACACAUUUCAGCGCUGCAAGCUUGGAGCGAGUCAUCAAAAGAAUCGGGGAAGAUGUGGAUUUUGCCUGGGUGGAUAUUGCAUGCAUUGACCAGGAAGACGAAGCCAUCAAGAUGGAUGAAGUCAGAAAUCAAGUGGCCAUAUUUGCAAACGCGCAUCGCGUAUACGUUUGGCUAUCGAGAAUUACGACUGAAUCUUUGCGAGGCAUUCUCAAUGACAUUUUCCUCUGCGAGACUCAUUUACAAAGUCAAGACGAACAAGCUCUGGGUAAAAGUGUGCUGAAGGCAUUGAGCGACCUGAAUGAAUAUCUUUCGAUCCUCCUCAAAGACCCAUGGUUUUCGUCGCUAUGGACUCUACAGGAAGGCACACUUCGAUCAGAUGCAUUGAUACUAUCACGAGAAGGGUACCCGAUCCCGCUUCUCCACGAGCCUAGUCUCAAUGUAUACUACGGCUUCCUCCUCAAUGCAUUUUGGCAUUUGACUUCCGCUAGCGGUUGGAUACUCAUGUAUGGCACACCUGAAGUUGGACCAAUGGCCGAUACGGUUCUGAACCAAAUUCGCCUUGCCGGCUAUGACCACGCACCAUUCGCUAGAAACCCGAACAUACAAUAUGGUGCAGCGCGGCGUCGCGAAACAACCCGUCCCCUGGAUAGAAUUUAUGGCAUAAUGGCCAUCUACGGCGUUCGUGUCGGGGCUAAAGCAAACACGGAAUACACUUUUGAGGGGCUUGAACAGGAGUUUGCGGCCACCUUAAACAACAGGUCACCUCGGCUUGGACAGAUGUUCAUUCAUACGGCCAAGCCAGCGCCCGGUUGCACUUGGAAAAUUACGCAGAGAUGCAGGGUAACAGACGAACUUGGAACUUUCAAGAGCAGUGGCCAAGAUUCCUGUACCAUUUCAGCAUCUUCGAGCAUUGGAUCCGCUUAUAACGGUCCCACAUGUCAGCUUCACAGCCUGUUAGGAAUAUGGCACGCUAGGAUGGCACCAUCACCAGGCGAGAACGACAGAUUUUACUGGUGCCAAAUCCGCCUCGACGAUUAUGUAUGCGACGACUAUCCAAAUUUACCUCGAAUCCACGAUGUUCCUUUUGAUAUGUCCAUGGAAGCCCGCGAUCGGUUUCUGCCUCUUGGUAGCGCCUUGUUAAAGGUAUUUGGGGAUGAUUCCAUUAUCAUUUUGAAGCUUGGAGAGCAACCUGUUGAAAAUUCAUUCAUGGCAGCCAUAGGACUUGUACUACUGCGCAUUGAUGGCGCCGGGCCAGGUUACCAGCGGUUAGGAAUUUGUCAAUGGGCACUGGGCAGACCUAAUGGAGUUCAAGAUCCCAAGUGGGAACAUCAAUGCGGCAUUAUCUACUAGCUCUCCAAUUAUCAUGGUGGCUAUGAACGUGAAAUUUUAUCC
Trematosphaeria pertusa is the source of this 1730-nucleotide messenger RNA. RefSeq lists its product as uncharacterized. The transcript is spliced from 2 exons. The coding region runs from base 78 to 1688 and encodes 536 amino acids. NCBI's taxonomy places the organism in Eukaryota, Fungi, Ascomycota, Dothideomycetes, Pleosporales, Trematosphaeriaceae. The record is from RefSeq and is a predicted model, not a curated record.